ACUCACUCUUCUUGUUGUUCCCUGGGCGGCAGGAUGAACCACUCAGCAACAUACAUUUUAGCUUCUCAGAGGCGAGUGUUUUCGCAUUUUCUGCACAGGAGACGCCAGCCAUCGAUCCCAGGGACGUGGAAAAGGUGGCUGAGCGGCGCGCCCUUCGAGUGGAGCUACGUGUCGACGCCGAGCUCGGAGCCGCUGCUGGGCCUCUCCAUCGGGCAGGUUGUGGACAGGGCCGAGCGGCGCUUCGGGGACAGGGAGGCCGUGGUGUCGGUCCAUCAGGCCGUGAGGAGGACCUUCUCGCAGGUCAAGGAGGAGAGCGACCUCGUGGCCGCGGGAUUCCUGGCGGCAGGACUGGAGCCCGGGGACCGCCUGGGGAUCUGGGGACCCAACAGCUACGAGUGGUACCUCACGCAGUUCGCCGCCGCCAAGGCUGGCCUCAUUCUGGUUAACAUCAACCCCGCCUACCGUCCCAAUGAACUCGAAUAUUGCCUCAACAAAGUCGGCGUCAAAGGCAUUGUGUGCGACGAGAAGUUCAAAACGUCAGACUACUACAAGAUGCUCUGCGCCGUGGCCCCUGAACUGCCUUCCUCCGCGCCUGGUGACCUAAGUAGUUCCGCGGUUCCCUACCUCAAGAAAGUAUUUAUGUGUUCUCAAGAAAAGCUCAGUGGCACCUUCCGAUUUCAAGAUCUUUACGGUGCGGGUGAAAGUUCCCACCGAAAAAGGGUAGAUGAACUGUCCUCUAAAAUACAGUUUGAUUCAGCCUGCAACAUUCAGUUUACAUCCGGAACGACCGGGUUGCCCAAAGGAGCUGUUCUGUCUCAUCACAUGCUGGUUAACAACGCCUACUCGAUCGGAGGCCGCACCGAAUAUCAGAAAAAGCCUCACCGUAUAUGCAUCUCCGUGCCUUUAUAUCACUGUUUUGGCUGCAUUGGAGGCACCCUUUGCGGCAUGCUGUAUGGGGCGACCUCUGUCCUUCCUAGUGCUGGCUUUGACCCCGAAGCCAUCGUCAAGACACUCGAAAGUGAGAAAAUCACCUCCUGCUACGGAACGCCCACCAUGUUUGUUGACAUUCUGAACGCCUACCGCAAGAACCCGACCGAUCUGAGCGCCAUCUCGACGGGAAUCAUGGCAGGCGCUCCUUGUCCUCAGGAACUGGUGAUGGCCGUCAUGAACGACCUCAAGAUGAAGGACUUUUUAGUGAUGUACGGGAUGACCGAGACGAGUCCCGUGACCUUCCAGUGCUUUCCUUCAGAUCCUCCAGAGGUCAGGUCAUCCACCAUCGGCUACCCGGGAGACCACAUCGAGGUGAAGGUGGUCGACGAGUCCGGGGCGAUCGUGCGCGCGGGCGAGGCGGGCGAGCUGCUCGUGCGAGGCUACUGCAACUUCCUGGGCUACUGGGACGACCCCGGGAAGACGAGGGAGAUCGUGACGGAGGACAGGUGGCUGAGGACGGGCGACCUCGCCCUCAUCCAACCCGACGGAUACGGCCGGAUCAUCGGCAUCAAGGACAUGGUCAUCCGCGGCGAGAACAUCUACCCGGCGGAGGUCGAGAACUUCUUCAUGGGUCACCCGGACGUGAUCGAGGCGGCAGGUGGGGCUUGGGUUGUGGAUUUGGGUGUCGGGAAAUUCUCAUGUAAUUUUCUUCCCAUAACACUGGAAAACCUCCUUCGGACACAGGUGUUCGGAGUGCCCGACGCCAGGAUGGGGGAGGAGGUGGCGACUUGGAUCAGAAAAGCCGAGGAUUCCAGCCUUUCGGACGCGGAGCUCCGGGAAUGGUGCAAGGGGAAGAUCGCCCAUUAUAAAGUCCCCCGAUACGUGCUGUUCAAGGACGAGUUCCCACGGACGGUCACGGGCAAGAUACAGAAGUUCAAGAUGCGGGAACUGACCAUCGAGGAGCUGAACUUGAAGACGUAGAGAGCUUUCUAAGAAUAGGAUCUUGGAUGUUCUUUUAUGAGCUGAUGCUUUGGAAGUACGGUAUGAGAUUAGGAUAGAGAGUGUAAUUGUGUGUUUGGUGGUCAUGUGAGUGUAUUCGAAAUGAGUUUCAUUGUCAAGAUGAAUUUACAAUUUUUA
Messenger RNA from Penaeus vannamei (Pacific white shrimp), 2067 nucleotides. The record is from RefSeq and is a predicted model, not a curated record. Lineage: Eukaryota; Metazoa; Arthropoda; Malacostraca; Decapoda; Penaeidae.